This is a messenger RNA of Mycetomoellerius zeteki, 985 nucleotides long. RefSeq lists its product as uncharacterized. Gene Ontology annotation, biological process: regulation of cell cycle. The coding region runs from base 456 to 890 and encodes 144 amino acids. Gene Ontology annotation, cellular component: nucleus. The record is from RefSeq and is a predicted model, not a curated record. The transcript has 4 exons. Lineage: Eukaryota; Metazoa; Arthropoda; Insecta; Hymenoptera; Formicidae. Gene Ontology annotation, molecular function: cyclin-dependent protein serine/threonine kinase inhibitor activity.
GAGAUGCAGCAAUAGAAUAGUCUUACCUUGGGACUAGUUGCAUGCCAACGGAGAGAGAGUUUCUCAGUCCGCGACGCGUCUCUCAAUGUGUGUUCUCCCAACUUCCGUCGGGUUAUUCUAUAAAUAUCGCCAGACAAGAGAGUGUCAUUUACAUUUCAAGACAUUUUGAUAUCAGCAAUUGUGAGGGUAUGUGCGCGCGCACAAAAUCACCCCAGUUGGAUUCCACACCCCCGAUGAAAACAUGUUUAUCGAUCCGGUGUAAAUGUACGAACUGGCGUCCGGUUGUGGCCGAUGUUAAACCAAAAGACGAGACGCACGUGUGAAGACGAGAUAAAUAAGCAGUUACGGAGUGCAACAAAAAACGAUCUCAAUCAAAUGCACUCGCCAGUGUAAUUACUACCAGAUAAAAGCCGAUACCUUAUCACCGUUUUGCAGACACAUCUGCGAAAGGCUGAAUGAAAGAGGAAGUUAUCCCGAGGAAAACUCGCUUAGUAAUGGAAGAAGAGAUUGGCAUCAUCCGAUACAACCAACGCCGUGAUGUGCGUAGACGUUCUUCAGACGACGGUAUCAACAACCGACACCAUUGUGUGCAUAGAAGAUUUUCUUCAGACGGUGAUGGCAACGAUAAUCCGCAAGAACGCAGGAAUAUUGACAUCAGUCGACUUCAGCGUGUGCGUAGGAGACUUAAUUUCGACGACGGUGACAACGAUAAUCCACAGGAACGUGAGAAUAUUAACAAUCAUAUUUUGGAAGAAAGGCGAAUACAAUUGGAAGAGGCCAUGAAGAAGUGGGAUUUCGAUUUUCUGCGCGGAAGGCCAGUGGAGAAUCCUAUUCGUUACGAAUGGGUACCACUUGAUGAACAAGGAAAUGAAGUUUUGAAUCUAAGAUAAAUUAGGAUAAAUUCAAAAGAAGAAUGCGCGGAGGAAACAGAAAAUAAUGCAAAAAAUUCGUUUAACAAAUCAACGGAUGAAAAAAAAAAACAAAG